This is a messenger RNA of Aedes albopictus (Asian tiger mosquito), 4397 nucleotides long. RefSeq lists its product as uncharacterized. NCBI's taxonomy places the organism in Eukaryota, Metazoa, Arthropoda, Insecta, Diptera, Culicidae. The record is from RefSeq and is a predicted model, not a curated record. The transcript has 7 exons. Bases 1173 to 4307 code for a protein of 1044 amino acids.
CCUUUACGAAAAGAUCCUGGACAGACCGGGAAUCGAACCCGUCACCCUCAGCAUGGUCAUGCUGAAUACCCGUGCGUUUACCGCCUCGGCUAUAUGGGCCCUUUGCAUUUUGCAAUUUUGCAUUUAAAGUAUUAAAUUCACUAGUUGUAAGAUUUUAAACGCAUUAUUCGGUUUUAGAAGAGCAACAUUAAGCGGAGAAGGAAAUUUUCCUUUCCAACCGAUGCUUAAUUGUAUACUGAUCAAUUUCGCCCCAAAGUGGCAUUUCUAAUUUUUUGAUUUUUGAAGUUAUUUAACUUAAAGUUUAAAUUUGUUGAACAAUAUUCUGUCACAUGGUUCCAUAGACAUUCACUGGGUACUGAUUUUACAGAAAUUCUUUUGGCAAUAUUUCAAUUGCCACUGAUGUUAUCAGCAAACGUUGUUUUCAAGUGAUCAAUUUGACCCCGGAUUACGGUACACCUACUCCUCUUUAUUGAAUCCAUUGAGUAAUGCUUUGUAGAGUAAGAGUCAUUAGUGAAUCUAGGAAAGAAUCAAUAACGGAAUUGCUAGAAAAGCUUAAGUAACGGCGCAUGAUAGCUCAAUCACAGAGAAACAUCGUCACACAAACGUAAUCGCUCAAUGCUAAAUGUACUGUUUUUGGCCGGGCCGCCACUAGAUGGCAGUAGUGAGCAAAUGUCAAAUAUAGACACUAUAGAUUCCAUAGACUCGCGAAGGCGAAGACAACUGUAGCCAAACGAACUGUCAGUUCGUGUAGCCAAACGAGCAUGACGUCACGAUUUCAAUAGCGACAAUGGAUUGCGUGACGUCAUAUUCGCUCGGUAUACUCUAAAUUCACAAAAAAACACACUAAAAUCGUAUUGCUCAACCAUGUCUCCGCGAGUCUAUGGAAUCUAUAGUGUCUAUAAUGUCAAACAGGAGCAAAAACGAUACCAGUGCCGCGAGUGGUCGUUCGACCUACUACUGAAUAUUUGAAUAAACCGUUAAAAAGGUGAUCGAUGGGAAGCAAUAAGAGUGUGACGUCUGUUUCUCUGUGGGUAUUGAGCCAUUGGUAUUGAGAAUGUUUCUAGGGGAGAAUAUUCUUCAGAGAAAUAUUCAUAUUUUUCUCUGUUUUUUUCUAAAAAUCAUGAGUGGGGCAAUACGUGGACUGUCUUACCUAGCAUUUUUGUGGGUAAGACAUGUCCUACCUGUCCUAUCCACUCCUCGCGCCACUGCAGUUAAACAUUCCUCAAACCCCUAUUACAAUUGAACGUUAUAACGCAUGUGCACUUCCGUUGCACAGCAAUAACGGAGGCAACAAUCUCCUGACAACCGAAACAAUGGUAACCGUCCCCGCUUCAAUAUCGACCCAAAAAGUUCCACCUCAAUCGGCCAGAGUCAACCACCAGUUCGAAAUGAACAGACGCAACAAUGGCACUUCCAUGCAACCUACGUCGAAAUUUACUUCUUCCAGUAGAAAGUCGGUUCUUCAGGGAACCAAAAACUUCGUCUGGGAUCGGGAGGAUCUGGGCUCAAAUCAGCCGUACUUCAACCGUAACUACGAAAUCCCGUUCAAUCGUCCGCCCAAUGAGGUCAACUUCUUGGGUGGGCUGGGUAGCAACAAGGCCCACUACCGGUCCAAAGUGCAUCCGCAGCGGUUCUCAACGGUGCAGAAGUUGAUGCGAAUGAGAACAUCCAACCGAAUGCUGGAAACGCUGACGGAGGAUCUGAGGAAGGUGAACCUGUGUCGACACUCGAAGAAGAAGGGUCCGAGAGAUGAUCACAUCGGUGAGUAUAUUAACAAGAUCACCGAUGAACUGCAGCUGGCAGGGAAUGUGGAUAAGUCAACGCCUUCGGAACAGUCCGAUGUGCAGUUCCAGGCCAGUGCUAGGAAAAACAUCUCAAAUGACGACUACAAAGAGAUGAUACACAAGCUGGACAAGAUGCUGUUGGAUGAUCAGGGUCCACGGGCUGCCUAUGGGACGUCGUUUCGGGAUUGGGCACUGCGGGAGAGGUACAACUUCAAGAAUAAGAGCAACAUCGAUAUGAUGAAACGGGAGAAGGAGAACCUGGAGUCGGAGAUGGGAUCGUCGGUGGACACGAAGCCCUGCGACUACAUAACGGCUGAUGGGCGGCGAGUGACGAAGCUCAAGAAAGCAACCAAGAUCCCUCACCUCGAUGGGUACAUGUAUGGUCCAUUUACGAAACUUCCCCGAUUGGAUCCACUGUUGGAAAGCGAGACGAAAUUUGGAAUUCCGUUGAGUUUAUUGGUUCGAUCGUACCGUGAGAUGGAUUCAAUGAAGGAAGGCGAACGGAAUGUGAUCAAUACGAGAUUGGCCCACAUGAGGAUCCCUCUGUGUCCGAGGAGUAGCGACGAGUCAUCGGAUGAUGAGGACAAGAUGGAGGAGGUGAAAAUCCUGUCGUUUUUGCGGACACCAUAUUUUCGCAUUCCGAUGGUUAGGACGCAGAAGAAGCGACGGAAGGAUCGAUUGCGCAGUCGUUGGUUGAAGAAGGAUCGCUUGAAGAGAAUCACAAUGCUGUUGUACGACCGCUCGGAGGAGAACAUGAAAUACAGGAAACGAAGCGGUUUGCACAGACCCGGAUCGGAUUCUGAUUCUGUUGAUUCGGCUGGGGUGAAGAAGAAAGCUGCGCCCAAACAGUCGAAGCAGGAGGUGAAGCCUCAGUUGUCAGACCAGCGGAAGCGCUACUUCGAGUUUAUCGAGCAGAAGUCACGGGAGUAUCGUCGACUGUACGACGAAUGUUUGGAACAGAGGAUGACAUCGUUCCAGGACUUCAAGAACAUCGAUUUGGAUGACAAACUUUCGGAUACUUCAAGGUCGAAGUCGAGGUUGCAGAAGUUGAAGUCACCGGAAGAGGUGAAGGACGCUCAGGAGAUGGCAAUGCUUCGGUUUCCUUCGAAUCGCUUCAAAAGUUUGUCCAAGAGCGAUGGUUUGAUGGGGUCGUUCUACAUCGAUCCUGAAUUUCAUGACAAAGUGAAAGAUUUGAAGAUGUAUAAGAAAGGAUCCAAAUACUACACCAGCCUUAUGCGUGGACAAGUAGACCUCCGUAAACGUUUGCAGGUCAACGCACCGGACUUCGACGAGGAACAACUUGGUUUCAAAACCAAGUUUUUUAAUCGGCUGGCCACUGAGUGGGAUAACUACUACAUCCAUGAGCUGCGGUACCGUCCGAGGAUGCGAAAGUUUUGCCCGAAAACUGACAUUCUCAACAUUCGCGAACAACGUCGUAAAACGUUUCUGCAGUACUACAUAGCGGAGAACUUGCUGAAGAUUCGUGAGAAACAGUUGCUGGAAAAGCGGUUUGCAAAGUGGAUCAAGGAUUUCUGCAAGCAAACCAAGCCGUUGUUCAAGGUGUGGAAGGACAAUGCGUACGAUAAGGUGCUGGAAAUGUCCGAUCGGGAGAAGGAAGCUCAACAGGAAUCGAAGCGGUUGAGGAACGUACUCCAGGAUAGACAGAACAAGAUCGAGGCGAUCACGGAGAAGAUUCUGCUUAUGGAAGAACGCUGGACUAAAAUCAUGCAGAUAAGGAACUACUAUCAUCUUCUGAUGGACUCCCAGUGGAGACUAAAGAACGACAACCUGCAUCGGUCCCCUAAUGGCGCACUGCUGUCUGUCUCCGACGCCGUUCGAAACUGCAAGUCCCUCUUCAUUCGAACGGAUGGCCUCAACAUCGGUACGGAAAUUGCCGCCUUCUACAAGGAACGCAUUUUUCCCGCACUGGACAAACAUCCGAGUUGCACCCCGGACCCGGCCCUCUUCCUGCUGGGCCUGGGCCAAAUCAAUCAUCGCACCAUCGAGCUGAUCCAGAAGUACAACGACAAGCUGAUGGUGUUCAGCCGAAUCGAUUACCACUACAAAGGGGUGCUGCAGGAGUUUCCACGGUAUUUCAGUAACCAUAACGACAUGCUGGAGGCGUACAACAACAAGGUGCUGAUGAUACAGCGCAAGAACGAAGCCAUGAAGUUGCAGGUGCAGCAGCUGCUGGGGGAGCCGCUGCGGAAGUGUGUUAGCAACAAAGCAAUGCGCGUUACCAGUUCAAUCCUGAAUCAACUGUACGACUUCAUCCGGAAAUCGAAAAACCUCGGCAAAGAAAUCGUACAAAUCAGCAACAUGGAGAAGUUGGCAAUUAUUCAUCAAUUUAUUGUGGAUUUAUUGGCGGACUUGGAUCAACUGCCGCUUGACAUUCUUCGGGCUUCGGAGCUGGAGGCACGUAGAAAUCGGAAACUAGCACUGAGGCAAGCCAACAAUGCGCUCAAGAGGAAGGAGGUGUUUGAUUUGCUCCGGAAGCAACUGCGGUGGCAUGUGAAAAAGUAAAAAAAAAGUCGAUUGAUCGCUGAGGAUUGCAGACUUUAUUAUGGAAAUAUCGAAAAUAAUGGGGAAAAUACAUUUUUGGUCACUGUAUAA